AUGGAACUGAAAUCUGUGAAAAAGAUCAGCAAUGCACCACAUCGUACGGAUAUCGUCGACAUAUCUUUGAUGCAUGAGGACUCCUACGGAGCCUUGUUAUCCACUGUGGCCGCAGACCACUCAAUUACAAUUUUCUCACUAGAAGCUGACGGUGGUGAAAGAAAGGACGCAUUCAAACUUUACAACGAAGCUAAACCAACAUGUAUGUGCUCUCAAUCCUUUUCCUCACAUGAGUGGUUACUGUAUGUUGGCGGCGAAAAAAGUGCUGUAACGACCUGGCUAGUAACGGCAUCUGACAUCCAGGUUUCGGAUCCGAAAUACGUCGCGUCCUCUGUGUACUGUCGAGAUCACUACGGUGCUAGAGUCGUCUCCAUUGCCUCAAAUAGUGAUGUAUGUUGUUGA
Messenger RNA from Cylicostephanus goldi, 402 nucleotides. The record is from the annotation of a GenBank genome assembly. NCBI's taxonomy places the organism in Eukaryota, Metazoa, Nematoda, Chromadorea, Rhabditida, Strongylidae.